AUGGGGAUUGCAACUGUUCUGUCCUACCCUUUCACCACGGUCGCAGUCACGUACCUUGUGUACCUUCUCAGCCUGGUCGUGUACCGCUUGUACUUCCAUCCAUUAGCCAAGUUUCCCGGCCCCAAAUAUGCAGCUAUCAGUCGAUGGCAUGAGUUCUACUACGAGGUUGUCAAGAAGGGCCAAUUCACCUUCAAGGUUCAGGAGCUACACAAGCAAUAUGGUCCUAUCGUCCGAAUCGUCCCAGACGAAGUGCACAUUCAAGAUUCCCAAUUCUAUGAGACGCUUUACACCAAAGCAGGACGCGUUGACAAGUAUGACUGGAUGGCCGGCAGGUUUGGCUGCGAUACUUCAGUGUUCACUACCGGCUCUGAUGAGCUCCAUCGCAUUCGCCGUGGCGCUUUGAACCCACUAUUUUCUCGUGCUCGCAUUGUUGAUCUUCAGACUAUCAUUCGUGAAAAGAUCGAUAUCCUAGUCAGCAGGCUUCGCGAAUUUCAACAGAAUGACCGUGUGCUAGCAAUCAACCACGCAUUCAUGGCCUUAACUGGGGAUGUCGUCAUGGAAUAUUGCUUCUCCUUGACUUACGAUCAUUUGAAGCUCCCAAAUUUUGAGAAGACGCUCCACGAACCUUUUAUGGCAGCAAGUAUCAGUGGCCAUCUGUCACUGCAAUGUCCGUGGGUUCCAAAAAUGCUCUUUGCCCUACCAGAAUCCAUCUUGGUCAAGAUCGAGCCACUUUACGCUUUGGUCUUCAGAAUGCAAGCAGACUUCCGCAGCCAGAUCAAUGCGAUGAAGGAAGGGAAGAUGGAUGACAAACUCGCAAAAUCGACUCACCCAACAGUGUUCCAAGAACUCAUUUCCGGUCCACUCCCUGCUUCAGAGAAGCAAACACUUCGGCUCCAAGAUGAAGCUCAACUUGUCGUGGCCGCUGGUGUCACCACAACUGGAUGGGCGUUAAGCACGGCAACCUAUUAUAUCACGACAAAUCCAACGGUUCUCAAAGCACUGCGAAAUGAGCUCGAAACCGCCAUUCCAGAUCCCAAAGCACCACUUUCAUGGACAGAUCUCGAGCGACUCCCAUACCUGACAGGCUGUGUGCGAGAAGCAGUGAGAAUGUCAUACGCUGUCACAACGCGCAAUCCUCGAUUAUUCAACAAGGAACUCGUGUAUGACAAAUGGGUCAUUCCAGCUCGUACUCCGGUCUCCAUGACCAUCGUGGAUGUUAACGAUGAUGAGGCAAUAUUUCCCAGUCCCCAGGAAUUUAGGCCUGAACGAUGGAUCAAUCCACCCAAGACACCUGAUGGAAGUAGUCUCGAGAGAUACUUUGUCGGGUUUGGUAAAGGCUCAAGGAGUUGCUUAGGAAUCAACCUCGCUCAUGCCGAACUAUACAUGACUUUGGCGGCCGUCUUUCGCAACUUCUCCUUCGAGUUGUACGAAACAGACCUAUCAGACGUGAAGCUUGCCCAUGAUUUCUUUCUUCCAAGUCCGAAACUUGAUAGCAAAGGCGUCAGGGUCAAGGUAUUGGCUAAUUGA
Messenger RNA from Exophiala bonariae, 1527 nucleotides. RefSeq lists its product as uncharacterized. The transcript has 4 exons. Bases 1 to 1527 code for a protein of 508 amino acids. Lineage: Eukaryota; Fungi; Ascomycota; Eurotiomycetes; Chaetothyriales; Herpotrichiellaceae. Gene Ontology annotation, molecular function: iron ion binding; heme binding; monooxygenase activity. The record is from RefSeq and is a predicted model, not a curated record.